This is a messenger RNA of Penicillium expansum, 2517 nucleotides long. RefSeq names its product glycoside hydrolase family 2 protein. NCBI's taxonomy places the organism in Eukaryota, Fungi, Ascomycota, Eurotiomycetes, Eurotiales, Aspergillaceae. Gene Ontology annotation, biological process: carbohydrate metabolic process; glycoprotein catabolic process. The transcript has 5 exons. The record is from RefSeq and is a predicted model, not a curated record. Gene Ontology annotation, molecular function: beta-mannosidase activity. The coding region runs from base 1 to 2517 and encodes 838 amino acids.
AUGCCUUUUUUCAAGCAACCCCUUUCCACGGAAUGGACAUUCAAAGACCGAGAUGACGAAACACUGGAUGCGUGGAUGCCCGUGUCGGUAGUGCCUUCCACCGUGCAGCAGGAUCUGAUUGCAAACAAAAAGCUUGAGGAUCCUCACCUAGGCCUAAAUGAACUCAAGGCGCGCUGGGUCAACGAGAAGACAUGGGUGUAUCGACACGUUUUUCAGCGACCGGAAAUACCUGCUGGUGCAACCGUCGCACUGGUGUUCGAUGGCCUGGACACUUUUGCCUCAGUUAGGCUCAACGGUGUGGCAAUCCUUGAGUCUAGCAAUAUGUUCAUAGGCUACCGCGUGGAUAUAACAGAGGUCCUAGGGUUACCCAACAGCAAAAACGUUUUAGAGAUCGAAUUCGACUGCGCCCAGCUCAAAGCGACCGAGCUACGAAGCAAGGACCCGAAUCAUAAAUGGGUCGGCAUUUUCGGAGAUAAGGCGCGCUUAGCUGUGCGCAAGGCUCAAUACCAUUGGGGUUGGGAUUGGGGCCCAGUCAUCAUGACAGCUGGUAUCUGGCGUGAGGUGCGAUUGGAAGUCUACUCUGCACGAGUAGAAGACCUAUGGCCGCAGACAAACCUCGCUCCUGACCAUAAAUCCGCGAGUGUCACAGCAGUUGCUAAAAUUGAUGCGGUCAAUUCGGAAUGCUAUGUCGCUCGCUUCCAUUUGACUCUACGUGGACACGAGAUCGCAAGCCAGGAGAUGCCCAUAAGCGCCGAUAAAAAUGCCCAAGCCACUUUUGAGGUCAACAAUCCCGAAUUAUGGUGGCCACAUGGCUACGGCUCUCAGCCCUUGUACGAAGUGUCAGUCUCUCUCUUGUGUGAUGGAAACGAGCUACACAAUGUGUCUAAGAAAUUUGGUAUUCGUUCCGCCGAAGUCAUUCAGCAGCCGGAUAAACAUGGGAAGUCAUUUUUUUUCCGAAUCAACGGAGUAGAUAUUUUCUGUGGAGGUUCUUGCUGGAUCCCUGCCGACAACCUCCUCCCUAGUGUCAGCGCAGAGCGAUACCGGCAAUGGAUCGAGUUAAUGGUGGCGGGUGGCCAGGUCAUGACCAGGGUAUGGGGUGGCGGGAUUUACGAAGACGAUGCUUUCUAUGACGCUUGUGAUGAGCUCGGCGUACUGGUAUGGCAGGACUUUAUGUUCGCUUGCGGCAACUAUCCAGUAUGGCCGGACCUACUAGAGUCUGUACGACAGGAGACAGUCUUUAACAUACGCCGAUUAAGGCAUCGCCCUUCAAUAGUGAUCUACGUUGGAAACAAUGAAGAUUACCAAGUCCAGGAGGAGAUGGGACUGACUUACAACUUCGAAGAUAAGAGCCCAGAAAGCUGGUUAAAGUCCGACUUCCCGGCACGCUACAUCUACGAAAAAUUACUACCGGAACUGGUAUACGAGUUCUCGCCGGGUACUUUCUACCAUCCAGGAAGUCCAUGGGGUGAUGGGAAAGUCUCAAGCGACCCUACUGUGGGAGAUAUACACCAAUGGAAUGUGUGGCAUGGAACCCAGGAGAAAUAUCAGAUCUUUGACAGCAUGGGAGGCCGCUUUAACAGCGAGUUUGGGAUGAUAGCCUUCCCGCAUAUGUCGACGAUCGAGUACUUCCUUGAAAAUGAGAAAGACAAGCACCCACAGUCCCAAGUUAUGGACUUCCAUAACAAGGCCGAUGGCCACGAGAGGCGAUUGGCGACGUACCUAGUGGAGAACCUACGCAUGGCUACUGAUCUGGAGGUAGUCCAGGCAGAGACGAUGAUGUUCGGAUAUCGUGGAUGGCGCCGUCAAUGGGGUGAUGAUCGGAAAUGCGGUGGAGCGCUUCUAUGGCAGUUAAAUGACUGCUGGCCGACAAUCUCGUGGGCAAUUGUGGACUACUUCCUGCAGCCAAAACCUGCAUAUUACACAGUUAAGCGAGUGAUGGAGCCCCUAACAGUUGGUGUACAACGCGCACACCACGACUGGAGUGUGGUACACGCAGAACCAGCCAAACAGAGCCAAUACAAGAUGUGGGUUGCCAGUAGCCGACAGCAAGUGCUGUAUGGGACUGUCGAGUUACGAUUCAUAUCGGUGGUGACUGGUAAGGACCUUCGUGCUCCGGCUAUCUUUGAGAAUGUUACCAUUUCAGCCAAUGGUACUACCGACAUCACAAAUGGAACCAUCGAUCAUGUCGCCGAGCCCGAGCCACAUGUUCUGGCUGCACGGCUACUGAUAGAUGGUCAGAUUGUGGCCAGGGAUAUUGACUGGCCACAGCCGCUAAAGUACCUCGAGUUUUCUAGUCGUGGACUAGAAGUGAAGUCUCAGCCAGGAGCAUCAGCGGGAAAACAGCUCCUGGUGAUAAGCUCACAGAAGCCGGUGAAAUGUCUUGUCUUCGAGGAGAGGAAGAAUGUGCGGAUCAGCGACAGCGCUAUAGAUAUUGUUCCAGGCGAUGAACAGGUUGUGGAAAUUACAGGGCUAAAUGACAGUGACCCACCGUUGGAAUAUCGUUACCUGGGUCAAUAG